This is a messenger RNA of Alternaria atra, 1812 nucleotides long. RefSeq lists its product as uncharacterized. Gene Ontology annotation, molecular function: NAD binding; malate dehydrogenase (decarboxylating) (NAD+) activity. Bases 1 to 1812 code for a protein of 603 amino acids. Gene Ontology annotation, cellular component: mitochondrion. The transcript is spliced from 6 exons. The record is from RefSeq and is a predicted model, not a curated record. NCBI's taxonomy places the organism in Eukaryota, Fungi, Ascomycota, Dothideomycetes, Pleosporales, Pleosporaceae. Gene Ontology annotation, biological process: malate metabolic process; pyruvate metabolic process.
AUGUCGUCUGAUACAAAGCAACAAAAGAAUGCCAAAUUUGGGCAUCUGCCUCUGUCCACAUCUGGACCACAGGAGACCACACUGACUGGCAAUGCACUCCUACGAACCCCAUACUUCAACAAGGGUUCAGCCUUUACGAAGGAAGAGCGCGAUACCUUUAAGCUUCAUGGCCAUCUCCCCACCAACAUCCAGACCCUCGACGAGCAGGUCAAGCGCGCAUACGCCCAGUACACGUCCCGACCAAACGACCUUGCGAAGAACACCUUCAUGACGAGCCUGAAGGAGCAGAAUGAGGUGUUGUACUAUAGACUCAUCCUCGAUCACCUCAAGGAAAUGUUCUCUGUUAUUUACACUCCCACCGAAGGCGAAGCGAUAGCCGACUACUCCAAGAUCUUCCGACGGCCUGAGGGUUGCUUCCUCAACAUCGACGAUGCAGACCGCGUAGAGGACGAUAUAAAACAAUGGGGCAAUCCCGAAGAUAUCGACCUGAUAGUCGUGAGCGACGGACAGCAGAUACUGGGCAUUGGCGAUCAGGGCGUAGGAGCCAUCCUGAUCAGCGUAGCCAAGCUCGUCAUAUACACGCUAUGCGCUGGCAUACAUCCUUCGCGGACGCUGCCUGUAGUCCUUGAUUGUGGCACCGAUAACAAAGAUCUCAUCAACGACGAGCUAUACCUGGGCAUGCGAAAAGAGCGGGUGUAUGGCGACAAAUACGAUGACUUCGUCGAGAAGUUCGUAAGGGCUGCAAAGAAGCAUUACCCUAAAGCAUACAUCCACUUCGAGGAUUUUGGUCUAAACAACGCACGAAGGAUCCUAGAUAAGUACACACCUGAGAUUGCAUGUUUUAACGACGACGUACAAGGGACCGGCUGUGUAACGCUCGCAGCCAUCAUGGCAGCUUUUAAAGUGAGCGGAACUAAAUGGGAAGAAGCUCGGUUUGUUAUGUUUGGUUCGGGAUCAGCGGGUACAGGAAUUGCAGACCAGAUUCAAGAUGCUAUCACCCAAAACACUGGAAAGUCAAAAGAAGAAGCUGGACGCCAGAUUUGGUGCGUUGAUAAGCCUGGUCUCCUCUUACAGGGCAAGAAAGAUCAGCUUACUCCCGCUCAACUUCCCUAUGCACGAGACGACAAGGAGUGGGAAGGCAAAGAGCACGGCGACCUGCUGUCUGUCGUCAAAGAAGUGAAGCCACACGUGCUCAUUGGUACCUCGACCAAGCCUGGAUCCUUCUCGGAAGACGUCGUUCGAGAAAUGGCAAAACAUGUCGAACGCCCGGUCAUCUUUCCACUAUCAAACCCAACCAAGCUCCACGAAGCCAAGCCGCAAGACCUGUAUGACUGGACCGAUGGCAAAGCGCUGGUUGCGACAGGUUCGCCGUUCCCGCCGGUCAAGCACAAUGGCAAGGAGUACGAUAUCUCUGAAUGCAACAACUCGGUAACAUUCCCUGGCAUCGGCCUCGGUGCAGUCCUCUCUCGAACCCGCCUUAUGACACCCGCCCUCCUUGUUGCAGCUGUUCAAGCUCUCGCCUCGGCAGCUCCCGUCCUCAACAACCGUGGAGCCGGUCUCCUUCCAGAUGUCGAAGACGUACGCGAGAUUAGCGUUCAAAUAGCGAGGAGCGUAAUCAAGAAGGCUGUAGAGGAUGAUUUGGCCCAAGAGAAGGACAUACCGAGCGACGAUGCAGAGUUGGAAGAGUGGAUCAGAGAGCAGAUGUGGGAAGCAGAAUACCGUCCGCUGAAAUUGGUUGAGCACAGCAACGCAACUGCGCAUGCAAGGGGAGAAGCAGGCACGGCGAGUGGGCAGAGGGAGGCAAAGCAUUAA